CCUCCCAUAAUCACCAUGGAUCUUUACACUCUCAUUCUAUCAAUUGCAUCUUUGUUGCUGUUUCUAUAUAUUUUCUCGAGAAAUUCACCCAAAAAUUCCAAGAAAAAUUGCAUCCCUGAACCAUCUGGUUCAUUGCCACUUAUCGGCCACCUCCAUCUCCUAGGUGGGAAAGAACCACUAUGCAAGAAGCUAGCAACAAUUGCGGACAAACACGGCCCAUUCUACUCACUCAAACUCGGAACCCACCGAGUGUUGGUAGUGAACAGUUGGGAAAUCGCCAAAGCUUGCUUCACCGACAAUGACCGAACCCUGGCUACACGAGCCAAUACUGCCGGCGGGCGGUACAUGGGUUACAACAACGCCAUCAACGCAUUCGCCCCAUACGAUGAAUAUUGGCGUAAUAUCCGUAAGAUGGCCAUCGUCGAGCUCCUUUCGAGUCACCGUUUAGAGAAGCUGAAGCACAUCCGUUUCUCCGAAAUGGACUCGUUCGUCAAAGAGUUGUACGGGCUUUCACGAAACGGUGAUAAAGUGACUAUCAGUGAGGCGUUGGAACGGUUGACGUUUAAUAUCAACCUUAGGAUGCUCUUCGGAAAACGAUUCUCCGGUAACGAUUACGGGGAAGUAAACAGCGAGCCGUGGCGGUACAAGAAAGCCAUUAAGCUAGCGUUGUAUCUAUUUGGGAUAUUCGUUUUGGCGGAUGCUCUGCCGUGGCUCGAACGCUUCGAUAUUCAAGGCCAUGUUCGUUCCAUGAAGGAAACUGCCAAAGAACUCGACUCAAUAAUCAGUGUUUGGCUCGGAGAACAUCUUAAGAAGAAAAGGGAAAACCAGGGUGCCUCUGAAAGUGAUUUCAUGGACGUGAUGUUAACUCACUUGCCCGAGGAUACUGUAAUUUCAGGCCAUACACGCGACACCAUUGUCAAAGCGACCACAUUGGUUCUUUCAUUGACUGGUGCAGAAAGCACAUCAGUGACCAUCACAUGGGUACUUUCUUUACUACUAAACCAUCCAACCACAUUAAUGGCUGCACAACAAGAACUAGACCAUCAUGUCGGAAGAGAUCGAUGGGUCGAAGAAUCAGACAUUCAUAACCUCAAAUACUUACAAGCCAUUGUUAAAGAAACUCUACGUUUAUAUCCACCAGGACCCAUCACCGGAAUUCGUGAAGCCAUGCAAGAUUGUAAUAUCGUCGGCUACGAUGUCCCUAAAGGUACUCAUUUGGUCGUUAACAUAUGGAAAUUACAACGAGACCAACGAGUUUGGGAAAAUGCUGAUGAAUUUAGGCCGGAAAGGUUUAUGACAACACAUGUUGGUUUAGAUGUUGGGGGUCAGAAUUUUGAGUACAUUCCGUUUAGCUCCGGUCGAAGGUCAUGUCCAGGAAUCACGUUUGGGUUGCAACUUGUGCACUUGACAGUGGCGAAAUUGAUUCAAGGAUUUGAUAUUAAGACGGCUGAAGGGAUGGCGGUGGAUAUGAAAGAAGGCCUAGGGCUUGACUUACCUAAGUUGAAUCCUCUUGAUGUUGUUUUAAUCCCACGCCUACGUAUGGAGUUGUAUUUGUGCCUUGAUGACAUGAAUGAAAACUAGGGGUUUUAGCAGGUAAAAAUAUGGUAAACCUUCCUCUAGGUGUUAGACUGUAUUUUGUUCUUUUUAUUUUUAAAAAUUAGGUUAAUUAGUCAUUAUACGUUAAAUCAAAAAGCAAACUGGUCUUUUUUAUUAAAAUUUCAUCCAUUGCUAUUGUUAAUAACUAGCAUGACUAAUAGAAUAACCAAACAGUGACACCUGGUGUGACACGUGUACCUCAUGCUAACAUACAGGGACCAAUUUCUAACAGUAGAAAUGGAUGAAAUUUUUAACAAGACCAAUUUACUCUUUGAUUUAACAUAUAAAGACUAAUUUAUCUAUUUUUUAAUAAAGAGGGUAAAAUGCUGUCUGACUCUUAACACAAGGGUUUUCAUGAUACUUUUACCGAUUUUAGCUUUAUAUAUUUUAUUAAAUAAUGACCUAAGUAAGGU
Gossypium raimondii (Peruvian cotton) is the source of this 2009-nucleotide messenger RNA. Its product is annotated as dimethylnonatriene synthase. Gene Ontology annotation, molecular function: iron ion binding; heme binding; monooxygenase activity. The coding region runs from base 16 to 1581 and encodes 521 amino acids. Gene Ontology annotation, biological process: defense response to other organism. Lineage: Eukaryota; Viridiplantae; Streptophyta; Magnoliopsida; Malvales; Malvaceae. The record is from RefSeq and is a predicted model, not a curated record. The transcript has 2 exons.